Molecule: messenger RNA, 1548 nt
Organism: Rotaria sordida
Lineage: Eukaryota; Metazoa; Rotifera; Eurotatoria; Philodinida; Philodinidae
Source: the annotation of a GenBank genome assembly
AUGCCAGUAGAUUUGAGUACAGGUUCCAUUCCACCAAUUUAUCGUAAUUUAUUUGAAAUGAUUAAUUUACAUGGUAUUGAUAAAUUAACACUUGCUGUAUUUGUACCUUUAUUUGAAUCAAAUACGUUGACACAAACAAUAUUAAAUCAGAUUUGGACUGCUGUCAUAAAGACAAAUUCAAUUUCUUCACGUAAUGAUUUUUAUAAAUGUUUGGCAUUAAUGGCACUGGUUCAACAAGGAAAAAAUGUCGAUGAAAAGUUACUUGAUAAUUAUGUAAACCGAGAAUUACCGAUUCCAACACUAGACGCUUUGAAUGAGUUAGAAGAUCGUUUAAUUCGUAUACUACGUAGUGAUCAAGGAAAAACUACACUUUGCUUUCGUUAUGGUGAUCUUUGUUCAUUAGAUACUAUUCAAGUUAAUGUUGCACCUGAGAAAAAAGGUGUUAUUAUACGACAUUUUGAAUAUGAAGUAACAAGCAUGCAUUACAAGAACAAGGUUUCACGUCGAUAUAAUGACUUUGUCGCUUUGCAUGAACUAUUAUCUUUAAAAUAUCCCUUUCGAAUAAUACCACAACUUCCACCAAAAAAGACUGUUAAUGUUGACAAAGAAUUUAUUGAAGAACGUCGUCGAUCAUUAAAACGUUAUCUUCAAAUUUUAUGUCGACAUCCAACUAUUUGUGAAAUAGAAAUUAUUAAAUUUUUUUUAACUUUUCAAGGAACAUCAUGUGGUGAUAAUAUGAAAGCAACGUUUAAAAAUACACUUGAUGAAUUCAGUUGUGAACCACCAACAUCAUCCAGUUCUAUCGAUAGAAUCGAAAGACACGAAGAAGAUUCAACUGGUAUUCGAAUGUUUCGUAUAAGUGAAACACAUAUAUCAUUUCUUUAUCAACAAUUUUCUCAAAUUCGUACUUAUUUAAAAAAUAUAAAUGAACGAAAUUUUAAAACUGCUGAUGAAUAUUUAGCAAUUGAAAAAUCUUUACAAUUAAUAAGUUCAGACUCAACACGAAUCGAACGAUGGGCUACUGGUCUUAAUGAUUAUUGGCCAACAAUACAAGGUGGUCUUGCUACAUUACCUUUUGAAAUAAAUGCUGUUGCAGAACGUAUUAAUGAAGAAUGUAGAUAUGCAGAUGAAGUUAUUAAUGAUCAUCUUGAUAUGUUAAUUGAAUUACUUCAAGGAUAUAAAGAUUUAUGUAAACGAUUCGAAGAAGCUUUACAAAUUGAACAACGAGCUAUUCAAAAAGCAACAAAUCAAAACAAACGUUCAUUAACAACAAAUGAAGUAUCAACAAAAAAUGAUAAUCUUAAUUCAAUUGAAAAACGUAAUAAUCAUGCACUUAAAUGUAUACAAACUGAAACACAAUUAAUCUAUGCAAAUUUAGAAGCAUUCGUUUAUAUAUUAAGUAGUUUGGGAAAUAUUCAAUCGAAAGUUUCAUCUGAUCUUCUCGAUAUUUGGAAAUCAUUUUCAAAUAAAAUCUCUGAACUUGGACAAACAUAUGUUAAUAAAUCAUCAAUACAAAGAACAAAUACAAUCGGAUUAAAAAAUAAAUAA